GGGUCACGUGACACACAUGUCAGGGGACAGCAUGGCGGACAUGCAUGUGGAGCCUCAAAACAAAUCGCACCGACUGUCCAGCUAACCCCGCCGCGAGGAAAACCCUCCGUUAGCGCGUGUGAAGGCGGGCCGGCGGCGCCCGAGCAGACAGCGCGAUGGACGACGACAACAAGCUCCAGUUCCCGUCUCUGCCCGCGACCAAGGAGGACCUUCUGGACUGGGCUUAUCCAAUGAGACGAGAAAUGCAGGAGAUAUUGCCAGGACUGUUUUUAGGUCCCUACUCUGCUGCAAUGAAAAGCAAGCUGCCAAUUCUUCAGAGACAUGGCAUAACGCAUAUCGUGUGUGUCCGCCAAGACAUUGAAGCCAAUUUUAUCAAACCUAACUUCCCUCAUACAUUUAGAUACCUUGUGUUAGAUAUUGCUGACAAUCCAGUGGAAAAUAUAAUCCGCUUUUUUCCUAUGACUAAAGAAUUUAUUGAUAGCUGCUUAGCGACAGAAGGAAAGGUACUGGUUCAUGGUAAUGCAGGGAUAUCAAGAAGUGCUGCCUUAGUGAUUGCAUACCUUAUGGAAACAUUUGGGAUGAAAUACAGGGAUGCAUUCAGCCACGUCCAGGAGAGGAGGUUCUGCAUCAACCCCAACGUGGGCUUCGUGCAUCAGCUGCAGGAAUAUGAAGCAAUCUACCUAGCCAAAUUGACCAUUAAAAUGAUGUCACCGAUGCAGCUGGGCAGGUCGUUCUCUCUACAAGCUGGGAUGCCAGGGAGCCGUAAACGCAGCCUGGAGGAAGAUGAAGACUUUGGAGCAAUGCAGGUCACAGCAGCGCAGAACGGAUGAGCUUUGCUGAUAUUUAGCUGUGUGGCACAGUGCACUCAUUUUUUUUGUUUUUUUGUUGAGUUUUUUUUUUUUUUACAUUUUUAAUGGAAUUAAAAAUGUAAAUAUUUGAACUUUUUCUAAGGGGAGGGCUUGAGGGCGGGAGGGGGACCACUCCUGUCUGAGACACGGAGUACUGACGGGGUUCGCGCAAAUUUGAUAACUACUUCUUUUUUUUUUUUUUUUUCUUGAGCUGUAUGCACUGAUGGGAGAUUUUUUGCAGUUUUAUAGUAUUUAAAGCAUUUUGCAUUUGCAGCGGGACAGUAUUGCAAUAAUGCACUUUCGAUACUUGAAUUUGUGUAGACGACCAGAUGGGGGGGGGAAGUUGGCAAAAGGGAAAGUAGCCAGAACGUGGCCCGGCGGAGGACAUGACGAGAGGACUAGCUAUGCCUUUAUUUUGGAAGUACUAGGAUUAUGGACUAAUAUCAGUCUUAAUGUGGGGGAUAGUAAAAAUGGAGAAAAAUAACAACUCACUGCUUAAUAAAAAUAUAAGUCCUGA
Stegastes partitus (bicolor damselfish) is the source of this 1365-nucleotide messenger RNA. RefSeq names its product serine/threonine/tyrosine interacting protein (gene styx). The record is from RefSeq and is a predicted model, not a curated record. NCBI's taxonomy places the organism in Eukaryota, Metazoa, Chordata, Actinopteri, Pomacentridae. Gene Ontology annotation, cellular component: cytoplasm; nucleoplasm. Gene Ontology annotation, biological process: protein dephosphorylation; negative regulation of SCF-dependent proteasomal ubiquitin-dependent catabolic process; regulation of ERK1 and ERK2 cascade. Gene Ontology annotation, molecular function: F-box domain binding. The transcript is spliced from 11 exons.